AUGGUGAAAAAUAUUUCAGGCAGACACGUCAAGCACCGUGGAGCUGAAGGAACUGCGCUGGUCGUAGCGCGGGGCGCGGAGGGGGGCGUCCGCGCCCUCCUCCCCCCGCCGCCCCUCGCACUCCCUGCCGCGCUGCGUGCGACCGCCCGCUUACUGCAAUUCAACAUCUACCCUGAGACGAACUUCGUCCUACGUACUAAAGGAACCGCGGGAGAAAAAACAUGUUCAAAUACUUGCCUAGAUUAA
Pieris macdunnoughi is the source of this 246-nucleotide messenger RNA. Lineage: Eukaryota; Metazoa; Arthropoda; Insecta; Lepidoptera; Pieridae. The record is from the annotation of a GenBank genome assembly.